AUGGUUUAUCACGAAUGUUACAGCAUAUCCGGAGAGCUGCAGUUAGGUAAGGCGUUCUCACUAACGGACGUGCUGCCCGAGUACUCUGCUAUAGCGAUCACCUCCUUUGGACCUAAGGAUGCUUGCUACAACAGUCUUGAAACACUCGAUGAAUCCAGGGAGAACAUUCGCUGGGGCGUGGGUGCGGGCGUGAAGCUGUUGAAGUACCGCGGCUGUGGCGUCAUUGAGGUGGACCCGGCGCACGCGCCUGACGCCGCCGCCGAGGCAGCCGAGCUCGCGGCUUGGAAGUUCGACAGGUUCAAGACGACAGGAUCCCGUAAAGCCGCGUGUCACGUCAAGUUGUACGGGAAUGAGGCCAAGGAGCUAUGGACGCUGGGUUCUAUCCAGGGCGAGGCACAGAACUGGGCGCGGUACCUGUCUGACAUGCCCGCUAAUAAGAUGACGCCCGUUGACUUAGCACAGGCGGCCAUAGACGUGCUGUGCCCGCUGGGUGUGACCGUGGAGGCUCACGACCGCGAAUGGAUCGAGGCGCAGCGCAUGCGCGCCUUCCUGGCCGUCGCGCAGGGCUCCUGCGACACGCCCAUGUUCCUCGAAUGCACAUACCGGGCGGCCGCAUCCGAUGCCCCCACCGCCGCGCCUGUACUGCUGGCCGCCAAAGGAGUCACUUUCGACAGGUACAACUGCCCAAUCUUACGGCUCAAGCAAGGCAUAAAGCUGCUGACUCGAUAUAAGUUGGCUGGAUCCCGGAGUUCCCUGUCCUUCGUUCUCAUCAUCAGACCCUUAAUGACAGUUACAACCAAGCCUGGUGCAAAGUGCCAAUACGAAUCAUUAAAGCUCAAACACAAGGCAACUACUCCAAAUAGUCAAGGAGAUCCCUCGACUGUCUUCCAGCUCCAACAUAAGGUCGACUUCGACCUUCGUCAAGUUAUAGUGUUGUAA
Messenger RNA from Spodoptera exigua (beet armyworm), 939 nucleotides. The record is from the annotation of a GenBank genome assembly. NCBI's taxonomy places the organism in Eukaryota, Metazoa, Arthropoda, Insecta, Lepidoptera, Noctuidae.